AUGUCCAUCACAGUAUUGGUGACUCUGUUGAGUGGUGACCAGACCUGCGUAGCGGCGUCCGAGGGUGAAACGGUCGAUGUGCUGCGACGAAAAUCGCAGAAACAGCUGAAUGUCAGCAUUGGACAUCUCAUCACUGCUGCAGGCUCUUUGCUUGCGGGGUCUGCUACCCUGGAGCAGGCAGGCGUUACAGAUGGUCAGACAGUCACAGCCAUCGUACGCGAUGCUGCUGUUGCAGCGACGACAGGGGCUUUUGCAUUGAUCAGGGCAGACGGCUCCGUCGUAGCGUGGGGGGCUUCCCAGGAGGGUGGCAACUGCAGCGAAGUUCAAGAGCAGCUGCAGAAUGUGAAAUGCAUCAAAGCCGCAGACAGGGCGUUCGCCGCGAUUCGAGAAGAUGGUUCUGUUGUGACAUGGGGUUGGACAGAACGGAGAGAAGCGGGAGGCGAGACCUACCCAGUCCAUACCCAGCUGCACAAUGUCGCAGAGAUCCAGGCCACGCGCGGUGCUUUUGCGGCCAUCCGCACAGAUGGCACUGUUGCAACCUGGGGCUCCCCCCGUCACGGUGGCGCAGUGCCCGACAUCGUCCGUAAGCAGCUCCGCGAUGUCAAGAAAAUUCAGGCGAACAGAGACACCUUUGCGGCGCACCGCGGCGACGGAAGUGUGGUGACCUGGGGUGCAGGUGCUGAAUACGACCCUCCACCGCCGAAUUUUCUUCAGGAUGUCCUUUGCAUUCAGGGAUUUGAUUUCGGGUUCCUUGCCGUGAAGAGCGACAGCGUGGUAUCCUGGGGUGUGUGUACGCGAACCUCUACGCAUUCCGAUGCUGACUUCCGACAGUGUGCCGCACAAAUGGCAGUGAAUGCAUGGGCUACUGUGAGCCGAGAAGGACGUCUGCAUGUGGAAUUUGGACCAGGACAAAACGCAGAGAAGCUUCAAGAUGUUGAGCACGUUCAACGUUGUCUUAGUCACGCUUUCGCAGCUCUCCGGAAAGACGGGACGGUGGUGACCUUCGGUGACAUUCGCCUCCGACCGAAGCCCUCCGUCCGGAAUCAGCUGAGGGAUGUAGUUCAGAUUCAAAGCACCGAAAGCGCCUUCGCAGCAAUCCGCGGUGAUGGGUCGGUCGUGACAUGGGGUCAUAAGGGCAAGGGAGGGAGCAGCCGCAAUGUUCAGCACCGUCUCAGCAACGUCAAGGCAAUACAGUCCUCGUACGGGGCAUUUGCUGCUAUUCGAGAUGAUGGGUCGGUUGUCACAUGGGGUAAUAAGUCGAUGGGAGGAGACUCCAGUGCCGUGCAAGCCCAGCUCAAGAACGUCAAGUGCAUUCAAGCUACCGUGGGUGCUUUUGCUGCGAUCCGCGUUGACGGAUCGGUUGUGACAUGGGGAAAUGCCAAAGCCGGUGGGGACAGCCGACACAUCUCCACACAGCUGGGGAGAUCUCCAGAAGAGGACAAGCUUUCGGCCGCCUUGGCAGAUCGCGUCAAAGCGGCAAAGCCCAAAGCAAAGCCGAAGGCGGGAUCCUGGCCGAAAGGCAAAGCAAAGCCCAAAACGAAGGCCAAGGCGAAGCCCAAGGCAAAGUCCGUGGCCAAAGUCAAGGCGAGAUGCCUCAAGAAACCGAGUCGACGAUAA
Molecule: messenger RNA, 1617 nt
Organism: Symbiodinium sp. CCMP2592
Lineage: Eukaryota; Dinophyceae; Suessiales; Symbiodiniaceae
Source: the annotation of a GenBank genome assembly